This is a messenger RNA of Salvia miltiorrhiza (redroot sage), 2811 nucleotides long. RefSeq names its product exocyst complex component EXO70A1-like. The record is from RefSeq and is a predicted model, not a curated record. Gene Ontology annotation, biological process: exocytosis. Gene Ontology annotation, molecular function: phosphatidylinositol-4,5-bisphosphate binding. The transcript has 2 exons. Lineage: Eukaryota; Viridiplantae; Streptophyta; Magnoliopsida; Lamiales; Lamiaceae. Gene Ontology annotation, cellular component: exocyst. The coding region runs from base 452 to 2476 and encodes 674 amino acids.
ACACACACACAAAAAAAGGAAAAAGAAAAAAGUAGAGAGAAAAGAUGCAUACAAACAAAACAAGAAAAAGGCAAAUAUACUGUCAAGCACUCUAGCAUAGCACGAUCCGUUGGUUUUGAGAGACAAUCUGCCGAAAGCCCUCUUCUUUUCCCGUUCCCGAUUUAGGGUUCUAUCUCUCCACCCCUAAACGCUUCCGUUCUGCACCAUUGCAUUCCAAUUUUAUCAGGACGGAGGUGGCGGGUAAUUAAUUCUUGAUUUUGCAACUUUUUAUGCUAAGGUUGGUGCACAAAUGGGAGUUGAGUUCUGCAAGAACCCAGAUUAGUUGUUCAGUUCUUUGAUUAAUUCUUAGUGAAUUAGCGAAUAAUAAGUGGAUAAGUGUGUUUAAUUAGUUUUUCUUCCCUUUUUCUGUGGGAAUAAUUAGUUGGUUUUUUGAAAUUGUGUGGGAUUGAUUAUGGAUAAAGGGAUUGAGAAUUUGAUAUCUGCUAGAAAGUUGUUGAAAGCCAAUGUGGAGAAGUCCAAAGCUUUAGGUUUGUCUUUAGAGAAAGCUGGACCUAGGCUAAAUGAGAUUAAUCAAAGAUUACCAUCGUUGGAGGUGGCUAUCCGGCCUAUACGGGCUCAACGGGACGCCCUUAGCACUGUAGGUGGCCACAUUAAUCGAGCUGUGGUUCCAGCAGCUGCGGUUCUUAAGGUUUUUGAUGCCAUUCAUGGGCUUGAGAAGUCGUUGUCGGAUCCCCAACACAAUCUUCAGGGGUACCUAGGCGUGCUCAAACGCCUUGAAGAGGCGUUGAGGUUCUUGGGCGAGCAUUGUGGGAUGGCAAUCCAGUGGUUGGGUGAUAUAGUCGAGUAUUUGGAGGAUCAUAAGGUGGCGGAUGACUGGUAUAUCUCGGGUUUGAAGAAGGCGUUGGACAGCCUUCGGAGAUUGGAGGUAGGUGAGGAGAAGGGCCGCCUUGAUGGGGGGCUGUAUGAGGUUGCGUUGAAUAGAUUGGAGAAUGAGUUUAGGCGGCUGUUGACGGAAAACAGUGUUCCAUUGCCAAUGUCGUCUCAAUCUUUGCCUGGUGAACGAGCCUGCAUUGCUCCGUCACCUCUGCCGGUGGCUGUUAUUCACAAGUUGCAAGCUAUCUUAGGGAGAUUGAUUACUAAUGGCCGGCUUGAAAACUGCGUGUCUAUCUAUAUUGAGGUGCGGAGUUCAAAUGUCCGGGCUAGUUUGCAGGCGCUUAAUUUGGAUUAUCUUGAGAUAUCUGUCUCGGAGUUCAAUGAUGUGGCGAGCAUUGAGGUGUAUAUAGCUCAGUGGGGCAAGCAUCUUGAAUUUGCCGUGAAGCAUCUCUUUGAAGCCGAGUACAAGCUAUGCAACGACGUGUUUGAAAGGAUGGGGUUGGACGUUUGGAAGAGCUGCUUCGCGAAGAUAGCUGCGCAGGCUGGAUUUCUCGCCUUCCUGCAGUUUGGAAAGACGGUUACAGAGAGCAAGAAGGAUCCGAUCAAGAUGUUGAAGCUUCUCGACAUCUUUGAUUCCUUAAGCAAGCUUAGGUUGGAUUUCAACAAGCUCUUUGGUGGAGCUCCCUGUGCUGAGAUUCAGAAUCUGACUCGGGAUCUGAUCAAGAGACUGAUUGAAGGCGCGUGCGAGAUCUUCUGGGAGCUUCUGGUUCAGGUGGAGCUGCAGAGGCAGACGCCGCCGCCUUCAGAUUGCAGUAUCCCUAGAGUGGUGACUUUCAUCACUGAUUACUGCAAUAAGCUUCUUGGCGAUGAUUACAAGCCGAUCCUCACGCAAGCCCUCGUGAUCGAGAGAAGCUGGAAGCACGAGAAGUUCCAAGAGCGGAUCCUUGUGAACGAGCUCUUGAACUUGGUUAAAGCCAUCGAGCACAACUUGGAGACGUGGUCCAAGGCUUACGAGGAGGCUGCUCCGUCGUAUCUGUUCUUGAUGAACAACCACUGGCAUUUGUACAAGUAUUUGAAAGAAACGAAGCUCGGUGGCUUACUCGGAGAUUCCUGGUUGAGGGACCACGAGCAGUGCGCGGGGUACUACUCCACCUCGUACCUGCGCGAGAGCUGGGGGAAGCUCCCGGCUCUCUUGAGCCGGGAGGGCUUGAUCUUGUUCUCUGGCGGGCGUGCCACUGCCCGGAACUUGGUGAAGCAGAGGUUGAAGGCUUUCAACGAGGCUUUUGACGAGAUGUACAAGAAGCAGGGGAGCUGGAUCGUUGCAGACAAGGAUUUGAGGGAGAAGACGCGGCAGGUCAUAGUUCAGACGAUUGUGCCUGUUUACCGGAGCUACAUGCAGAACUACGGGCCGUUGGUGGAGCAGGACCAGAGCUCGAGCAAGUAUGCGAAAUACACGGCGCAGUCUAUAGAGAAGAUGUUGGACUCCCUCUUCCUUCCGAAGCCUCUCAAGCACGGGAGCAGCUUCAAGGCGAGGCGCCUCAGUGGGAAGUUCAACAAUGCCGUUGUGGAUCAGUAUAAAGCUUCUCCAACGGUCACUGCGUAGAACGGACGAAGAAGCUUCGUUGUACAUAUUGGCCGAAGAGGUGAAUAACGGAGGCCGUGGCCGUGGUUGUGGUCGUGGUUGGUCGAUGAAGUUUUGACGAGAUGAAGAUCUUGUGCAGUCAAAAGGGAGUAGCCAUAGUUGCUGCUGCUGCUGUUUGGGGUUUUUAGAGGGGAAUUUAGUCUUUAAAUCUAUUCAUUCAUCACUUGUCUCUGUUUGCAAUUUUUAAUAAAUAUUUGUAUGUCUUGUAGCUGUCUGUGCUAUUAUUUUGGGACAAGUUUCUUGAGAAGUUUGAGAACUUGAUUCUUUGGUUAGUAAAGAACGAAGAAUGUGACAAA